AUGUUCCUAAGUGUUGUUGCUACCGGAGAUCAUGCAUGGACUCCAAGCCAAGGACUUAACAAUGAAAAUAUUACUGCAGAUUCUGAAAACAUUGAUAUAGGUAAUGAUUCUUUUGAUGAACCUUCACAAAAUCUUGAUGAACCUUCACAAAAUCAUGAGAGCAUUAGUGAUUGUAGUCAAUUGAAACGACAUUCAUCUACAACUUCAACCGAUAAAAAAAGAAAAAGAAUACAUGGUUCUACAUUUCUUCGAAGUCAAAUUACACAACUUGUCAAUUCUUGUACCAACAUUGCCUCAAAAACUAAUGCAUCAAAGUCAAUAAUCGAGAAAUCCUCCAUUUCUGCUGCCAUUAAAGUGCUUGAACAAACAAUUGAAAUAUUUGAAGAUAUGCAACUAUAUUUGUUCUCCACCAAGCUUCUCGAGGAUCCAACGAAACGAGAAAUUUUUAUGACGAUUUGCCCUGAACGACGAGCACUUUAUGUUCGUUAUUGCUAUGGAAAUCAAGACACAACAACAUCAGAGUUUCAUACAGUUUAA
Messenger RNA from Dendrobium catenatum, 537 nucleotides. RefSeq lists its product as uncharacterized. The coding region runs from base 1 to 537 and encodes 178 amino acids. The transcript has a single exon. The record is from RefSeq and is a predicted model, not a curated record. Lineage: Eukaryota; Viridiplantae; Streptophyta; Magnoliopsida; Asparagales; Orchidaceae.